UGAGCGUAGAUGCUGUGUGUUGAUGGGAGCGUAGAUCUUAGAAGUGAUUCCUUUCCUAGACAAGGUUUCUUUUUUCUCUGUGUACUGGCGAUUGUGUUACAACUCUUUUGAUCAAGGAUUCGUCUAGAUCUAAUCUUGUCCCCUUCGGUGGAGCGCACAGCAGUGUGUGGACUGUGUGUACCGUGGAUUUCUUGCCGCCAACAAAAUGUAAACAAAAUAAUAAAAUUUGAACUGUGUGUGGACAAACAGAACUGUGAGUUGCAGGUAGACAAUUGAUUUGUGGAUUUUUCCCCAGCUCGUCAGCCUUUGAUUCACUCCUCAUUAUAAGCAGCACGAUUGUAUUGUUUGUACUGCAGCGACUAACACUGGGAUGAGAGAUAUGGAGAUGAAAAUAUAAUUAUCUGAGCCCUCAGUUUGCAGCCAUCUCCAUAAAGUGAAGCAAGGACUUUUAGUGUCUAACGUUUUAGACAAAAGAAGUCAGGUGCAGGUCCUUGUUUACACGAUGGCCCUCAGUCCGUUCAUGGUGUUCCAUCUUUUCCUGACGGAUGUGGCCUUGCAAGGUCACCCAGAAAUGCUAGAUCAGUCCGUGUACGUCACUUCCCCUAUGACAUGCGCGGCGCGCUGUCUGAGCAUUGACCUGUGUCAGGCGUUUUUCCUCAAGAAGUCUGAAGACAAGUACAGGUGUACGCCGGCAUACCGUCGCUUCGUUCGCCAGCUAGGCUACACAUUCAUCUUCUCGGAGGGUCAGCAUCUGUACCACGUGCAUGGAGACAGGUGCAAGCCAGACAGCGGCCUGUACUGGUACCCGUAUCUCCAGUUCUGCUUCAUGUUCAGUUCCCAGCAGGCCACCUACAAUGUCGCCAAGCAGGACUGUGAGGCUAAGGGCUUUCGCAUAGUUGUCCUAAACACGGACCUCAAGUACAACAUGACGAGACUUCGCAUCCUGCACUUUUCAGAUUUAAAUCAGCGGUCGUACUUCAUUGGGGCGGAGAGAAGUCCUGGUCAAAACAACUGGACAUGGGUGGAUGGAUCAGCAGCCAAGAACCUGGACUGGGCUCCAGGUCAACCAAGUGGCGUCACAGAAAAUUGCAUCGAUCUUCACUUGUAUCGUGAUUUCAGAAUCAAUGACCAGGGUUGUGAGUAUAGCCUAGGAUAUGUUUGUGAGCUACCGAAUCCAUAACAUCGUCUCACCUUCUGCAGGAUUACGUGGAGCAAUCAUCAAAUAUUUUAUACUGAACUAAGUCGACCAGGAUAAUGCGACUAUGAUCUAAAGCCAAGACUUAAUAUGCGAGGAGACAAUCGACCACCGAUGGCAGAAAUUUU
Messenger RNA from Pomacea canaliculata, 1323 nucleotides. Its product is annotated as C-type lectin domain family 6 member A-like. NCBI's taxonomy places the organism in Eukaryota, Metazoa, Mollusca, Gastropoda, Architaenioglossa, Ampullariidae. Bases 503 to 1180 code for a protein of 225 amino acids. The record is from RefSeq and is a predicted model, not a curated record. The transcript is spliced from 4 exons.